This is a messenger RNA of Symbiodinium natans, 657 nucleotides long. Lineage: Eukaryota; Dinophyceae; Suessiales; Symbiodiniaceae. The record is from the annotation of a GenBank genome assembly.
AUGGUCCACAUCCCCAUGGGCGACCUUCUGCGCGCGCGGGCGAAGUUCCUGCCCGAGUUGGGCGAGUUUAUCUCCAACGGCCGGCUCGUGCCAGAUGAUGUGGUCGUGUCUGUGCUCAAGGAGCGCCUUGCAGACAGCGACUGUGCCUCUCGAGGUGUGUUGCUGGAUGGUUUCCCAAGAACUCGAGCGCAGGCUGAAUCACUGCAGCGAGUGGGCGUCGAGAUUUCCGCCGUGCUCCAUCUCCAGGUGGCUGACGACGUCGUCGUGGAUCGAAUCGCCGGCCGCCGCAUCGAUCCGCUGAGCGGCAAGAUCUACCACGUCAAGGACAACCCACCACCGCCAGAGAUUGCUGGCCGCGUGAUCCAGCGCGAGGAUGAUACCCCCGAGAAGAUCCGCAGGCGCCUUGUCACCUACCACCAGGAGCGAGACGCCAUUUUGGAGUUCUGCCGCGAUACGGUUAGAACCAUCCACGUUGGCGAUGGCAGCGACGAGGCGCUGCCUGCCGAUGUGCGUCCCUUGCGGGUGUUCGACGAGGUGAGAAAGGCCGUGGAGGGCGACACAUACUGGGGCUCAGUGAUUCGCUCUGAGAUCAUUGCGAAGGCCUGUGCAGACCUAGACUCAGAGCUCGGGGAUGCUCAUGAAAAGCCCGAUAUAUAG